GGCUGCGAUCGGCCGAUGAUUCGCGGUUUCCAUGACAACCACAAAGGCUUCUACGUACACAACAGAAAAAACAUGGACGAUGCUAGUGCAGAAGAGACAGCCUUUGUGGUGGAUGAAGUGAGCAGUAUUGUUAAAGACUCUAUUGAAGGAGCCAUUGGAGGAAACAUCUAUCAGCAGAACCGUGUGAGUAUGUGGACCUCAAAUGUAGUGGAGCAGUGCCUGAGCCAACUCAGUAAACUUGGCAAACCAUUCAAAUAUAUUGUGACCUGCAUUAUCGUACAAAAGAACGGAGCGGGAUUGCAGUCUGCAUCCUCGUGUUUCUGGGAUAACACUACGGAUGGGAGCUGCACCGUCCGAUGGGAGAAUAAAUCCAUUUACUGCAUUGUCAGUGUGUUUGGACUUGCCAUUUAAACUGAACUACACCAACUGCCAGACAACAGUCGACUCUUAAAAAACACUGCUUCAUGUUCUUACAUUUCUAUAAAAUCAAACUGCCAUUUGUCGUGUCAGACCGACCGUCUUACUGUACUGCAUUUUCAGUAUUUUUUCAGUAAAUUCUCAGUGUUACCUCCUUCAUGUGAAAUACAAUAAAACACAAUGAAUUCCUGUAAAGA
Molecule: messenger RNA, 614 nt
Organism: Paramisgurnus dabryanus
Lineage: Eukaryota; Metazoa; Chordata; Actinopteri; Cypriniformes; Cobitidae
Gene: dynlt1b
Product: dynein light chain Tctex-type 1b
Biological process (GO): microtubule-based movement
Cellular component (GO): cytoplasm; cytoplasmic dynein complex
Molecular function (GO): dynein intermediate chain binding
Source: RefSeq, a predicted model, not a curated record